Messenger RNA from Schizophyllum commune H4-8, 1064 nucleotides. RefSeq lists its product as uncharacterized. NCBI's taxonomy places the organism in Eukaryota, Fungi, Basidiomycota, Agaricomycetes, Agaricales, Schizophyllaceae. Gene Ontology annotation, biological process: positive regulation of protein phosphorylation; cell division; signal transduction. Gene Ontology annotation, cellular component: nucleus; cytoplasm. The transcript is spliced from 6 exons. Gene Ontology annotation, molecular function: protein kinase activator activity. The record is from RefSeq and is a predicted model, not a curated record. Bases 121 to 876 code for a protein of 251 amino acids.
CUCCUCGUCCCCUCCACCAGCACAGAACCCCGGGUCCAACUCUCCCUUUCUUAUUCCCCUUCAAACUCUUUUGGCUCUCCUGCGUCGCACGCUCACCACACCCUCCUUUCCCCCACCACCAUGUCGUUCUUCAAUUCUAUCGGGCGGAGCAUGUCCCGCGCGCCCCGCAGCACCAAGCGCUCCCCGACCCCGACGUCUUCGACGUUCCCCGAUUACCCUGCCAGCCCGCAGGCGUCGGCACCGCCGCCUCCAGGCGCGCCGGAGGGCAAGCCGCUCUACCUUUGUAGUCCGUUCGUGGAAGCCGCGCUCGUGAAGGGGAACUUCAAAACGAUCGUCAUGCUCCCGAAAUACGUGGACAUCAUGGAAUGGGUCGCCGUGAACAUGUACGACUUUUACAACAACCUGAAUGAGUUCUACGGUGUCAUAUCCGAGUGCUGCACGAACAGCAGCUGCCCAAAGAUGUCUGCGAGCCCUGCCCUGAACUACACCUGGAUCAACCAGGACCGGAAGAGCGUGCACCUCCCCGCGCCGACAUACAUCGAUUACGUGAUGACCUGGGUGCAGAACCUGCUCGAGGACGAGUCCGUCUUCCCGACCAAGUCCGGCCACGACUUCCCCCCGUCCUUCCCUGCAACGGUCAAGCACGUGUACCGGCAGCUGCUGCGUGUCUUCGCGCACAUAUACCACGCGCACUACGCGCAGAUCUUGCACCUGCGCUCGGAGCCGCAUUUCAACUCGCUGUUCGCACACUUCUUGGCAUUUGGGCGCGAGUACGAGCUGCUGGAGAUGAAGGACGUCAAGGGCGCCCCGAACGCACCCGUGGGCAUCGGGGCUCUUUACGACAAGUGGCGCGAGAUGGGCACUGUGGAGGCUUGAGACACGGAGAGUGCGAGGAAGAUAUGAAGGGCAGUCUUAGAAUUCCACUGACCUAUGCGGCACGCGGAUCUGGUAUCCCGUGUUGCGCGGUUGGACUUUGUAUUCGACCGUUAGCCUAAUAUACCAAUAGUCAUCGUCUCUUUCCUGCCAUCCAAAGCAACAGCCUUUUCGCCUGUGGGUCACUGUCA